CCGUGGACGCCAUCAGACGGGCAGCAGAGGCGGGCAGGCUGUGCUCACGGCUGCUCGGCGGGGCCCACGGGUGGCGCAGCUGUGAGCUGGCUGGCUUGUGUCCGCACAGCCGCUGCGGCUUCUCGCUGCUGGGCCGACUGGGGACGCUGGUCCCCACAGGCUCGGGCUGAUGUGACAUUCAUGCACCCUGGGGGUGGAACCGCAGAGCUUUCACCCGGUGCUUAGGUGGCCUCCAGGCUGUCCCUACCCCAGCCCCCGGCAGGUGUACUGGGCCUGGCCACGCACACGUGGCUUCCGUUUCCCUCGCCAGCAUCUGAUUGGUGCUGUUGAGUUUCUGCCCAUCUGAUCGCAGCGAACAGCCGGUGUGCUGCUGGAUUGUGUUUCUCUGCUCUCCGUGUGGUCCGCGGGGCCUGGCUGUCACCUGGCUGUCUCUGUGCUCGCAGGCCAGCCUCCGUGUCCUCCUCCGGGGCUGUCUGCCUUCUGGUUGCCCUUUGGGGUCACGUGUUUCUCCUAGUCUGGGCUGGUCUCCCCCGCUUUGUAAGCUUUAGUCUGGCCAGAUGGUCCACGGUUCAUGCUGUGAGGUCGCCUGACAUGGCCCCCCCUCCGCCGCAGACUUAGGAAGUGCCUUGGGGAGGGGACGGGUCCUGCUCUGCACCCGCAGGCCUGUCAUUCCUUUGCAUCCAGGCUGCCUGGCUGAGUCCUGCUGCCGCAGCCCCCACGGAAAGCCCCCGCCCGGGACCACUGACCGCCAUCCUCACGGGGCUGACACCACCUGGUGCCCUCCUCAGUGAAGGUCCCCGUGUCAUUCCCGCCCUCGCCUCAGGCGGUUCUCCAUGCGCGUACAGGCUCCGCCUGGCAUCAGCUCUGGUGUUUCCUCCCGGAGUUUGGGUAGGCCGUGGCUCUGCCCUGCCCCCUUCGUCCCCCUCCUCAGAACCCGCUGGUCUCCAUCCUGGUGCCCCAUCCUCCCUGCCUUCCCACGGCUGCUGUGGGGCCCGGCCGAGCCGGCCCGAUCCGAGAAGGAGCAGCCCGGAAGCCACCUGGAUCUAGGUCUGGGCACGGUUUCCACGCUUUCCCCGUCAGCCUGGACCAGACCCUAGCGGGAUGGGAAUGCGUCCAGGCGACGCUAGGCUCGGGCCGGGACGAGGCUGACCUCGUGCCAGGGCCGGGCCACGUGACAGCUGCCGUCUGCCCUGGGGACCUCGUGGGUGCCCUCUCCUCCAGGAACUUCCCCGUGUGACAUGGGUCAGCCGUUUGCCAGGCCUGAGGGGAAGCCGAGUGGGGCUGCGGGGCGGGGCUGGGGGUCGUUAGGAGACAUCGUAAGUGAGGGCCGUUUGAUGUUCUUGGAGACUGUAAACACGGUUCCAGACCCCCCUGCAGCUGGGACCCUGUGGCUCUUGGUGACCAAGUGCAGGUUCAUCUUUCCCCUGGGGCCCACCUGCACCGAGUGUCCCAGAAUGUCCUGGGGCUUUUGUGCACGGUGUCUCGGGGGCCACGGCCUGGGGGUCAUCCUCAGCUUCCCAUGGCCAUGUGGGUUUAAGAGGCCACCAGCCAGGGAAGUUCUGUCACGGGCCCCUGUGUCUCAGAGCUGGGUCUCCCGACGGCCUUCCUUGGGCCCUGAGGCUUGUCCCAUGCACGAGGGCAGAAACAGGUCUCCACACUCGGCCCGGGACCAUCUGUGGCCAGCCGGGCCCAUCACGCAGCAUCCCCUGGGCGGGCAGGCGCCGGGGCCGCAGAACUCCCCGGCUGAACCAUCUGAAGCGCUGGGUCCACGUGGCGUCCCAGAGCCUGGUCACCAACGAGAUCACGCCGGUGCUGUCCUACUCCUACCUGGCGGUGCUGGUGCCCGUCUUCCUGCUCACCGACUACCUGCGCUACAAGCCGGUGCUGGUGCUGCAGGGCCUGAGCUACAUCUCCGUGUGGCUGCUGCUGCUGCUGGGCGACUCCGUGCUGCACAUGCAGUUCAUGGAGCUCUUCUACAGCCUCACCAUGGCCGCCCGCAUCGCCUACUCCUCCUACGUCUUCUCGCUCGUGUGCCCGGCCCGCUACCAGCGCAUGGCCGGCUACUCGCGCACGGCCGUGCUGCUGGGCGUCUUCGCCAGCUCCGUGCUGGGCCAGCUGCUGGUCACCGUGGGCCGGGUCCCCUUCUCCACGGUCAACUACAUCUCCCUGGGCUUCCUCACCUUCAGCCUGGUCCUCGCCCUCUUCCUGAAGCGCCCCAAGCGCAGCCUCUUCUUCAACCGCGCCGCCCCCGCGCGCCACGGGGCCUCGCCUUCCGAGCUGGACCGCAUGAACCCGGCCCCCUCCCAGCCCGCGGACGCCAAGCCGGGCCGGGCGCUGCUGGGGGCCUGGCGGGACUGGACCCUGGUGCGCAUGCUCCGGGAGCUGGGGGACCACCUGCGGCUGCCGCAGCUGCGCCUCUGGUCCCUCUGGUGGGUCUUCAACUCGGCCGCCUACUACCUGAUCGUCUACUACGUGCACAUCCUGUGGAACGUGGUCCACCCCACCACGGACGCCUCCUCUGUCUACAACGGGGGGGCGGAUGCCGCGUCCACCCUGCUCGGUGCCAUCACCUCCUUCUCCGCGGGCUUCGUGAAGAUCCGCUGGGCGCUGUGGGCGAAGCUGGUCAUCGCGGGCGUGACGGCGGUGCAGGCUGCGUUGGUCUUCCUCAUGUACAGCACGAGCAACAUCUGGCUGUGCUACGUGGCCUUUGUGCUCUUCCGUGGCGCCUACCAGUUCCUGGUGCCCAUCGCCACAGCUCUGUGCCCUGGUGUUCGGAGUCAACACAUUCUUCGCCACCGUCCUCAAGACCAUCGUCAUCCUCAUCGUUGCCGACAAGCGGUGUCUGGGCCUCCCGGUGCGCUCGCAGUUCCUCGUCUACUUUGUGUACUUCCUAGUGCUGUUCAUUGUCUACCUCUCGGCGGCCAUGCUGGUGAUCCUGCGGCACCUCCGGGAAGGCCGCCACCCACCCCCAGCCCUGCCCCCGCCCCAGGAGGAGAAGGCCGAGCAGGUGCUGAGCCUGCAGGACAGAGGCCUCAGUGGCCCGAAGCCGGAAGCCCCCCCGCCGGCCCUGGAGGACAGCGUGUGGACGGCAGGGUUGGCCUCUCGGGAACAGAACCAGCAGCCCGAGGCCAAAGCCUGACCCAGGCCGGCCUAGCGGGAGGCCAGGCUCCUCUGGCACCGGAGGCAGCCCGUGCACCGUGCUCCACGUCAUGGGGCCUUGAUGUCUCAGAAGGGAUGUCUCUUCGCAGCUGGCCCAGGACCCGGGUUCCGGCACGGUCCACAUUCCAGUGUUCGCAUUGUGGAGCCAGGGACUGACGGGGACCCUAGGUGGGAUAUCCCUGUGACCCACACCCCAAGGGCUUGUCUGGCGAUGGCCCUGAGUACUGGUUCUCGUCCCCAUCCCGCUGCCUGCUGGGGCACUGCGGGCUGGCUUGCUGUCCCCGUGGCGGGGAGGGGGGUCUCAUGUGCCCACCAGGCCACUCUGCCUUCACCCCGCCCCCCACAAGAGGCAGGUCCUGCUUGUUCCUGGGGACCAGUGAGGGGGUCAAGAUGCCAGCCUCAGGGACUCAGUCCCCCACAGGGUAUCCUGUGCCCUGCAGGGCCAGGCCGGGAUCCCUGAUUCCCAUAGCCUGUGGCUAAACUUGGUAAGGCCAGUUGUCCAGGUACUUGCUUUAGACUAUGUCCCUUUCCUAAAGAAAGUUGACCCAAAUGAGAAGCCUCAGUGGGCUUCUCUUUCCGGGCGAGACGCCAGGCAUUGGCCGCUGGCAGACAUUUGCCCGUCAGGUGGAAGCAGGGAUGCAGGGGCCCUGGAGCCACGCUUCUCCCCCAGCGGGCUAACCCUGACCUACCUCACUGGUGACUGCGGACCACUUGGGGUCACUCGCCCACGUGCCGGCCCACACGGGACCCACCCUGAGCACACCACCUCAGAUGCAAGACCGUCGGCUCUCCCCAAAAUCAAACCCCAAGCCCCACACGUGGAGGGGCUCCUGGUCUUGUACUAACCUGGCGUGGGUGGGGGCGGCUGGUCAGGAGGCCAAGAAGAGGGCCCCGGCCCCAGGCAGGAACCCAAACCAGGCCCCCACGGCCUCGAGCUGAGCACAGCCCCCUCCUACAGCCCUGUCUUGAGAAGCGCCCACGCCCUGCGGGAAGGGAAGGCCAGCUGCUCGGAGCCAGCUUGGUGCAGAGAGGUUGGAGCAGCCCUCCUGGAGAGGAGCUGCCUGCAUCCAGGGAUCCCUGAGGUCCGCUUGUCGGGGGCAGGGUGUCUCAGGAGGCUGCCCUGAGGCUGCAGGAGGAUGCUGGGGGGCGGGGCAUCCACAGGGGGCCUCCCCGCUGACUCCCCACCCCACCCACCCCAUGCCCCAGGGACCCCGCGGGGAGGGGCAGUGCUCUUCCCCUUCCAUGCUCAGGGAUCCUGCGGGACUUGGCGGGUGGAGGGCGGUGCCUCUCCCCUCUGGUCACUGACCUCAUGAUGCAGGCCCUUUGCUCUUGCCCCCACCCUGACCUGCGAAUGCUCCCAUCGGUGGGUGGCCCAGCCACCUGGCCCCAUGGUGGGUUCCGCGUGCUGCAGCAGCUCUGGGGAGAACAUGGGUGCUGGGUCUACACCCCGGCUUGCCUGUGCGGACUGCCGGCCGUCCCCAGGGACGCUCCGGAGACAAGGUUUAGGGCACCAGCAUCCCCGUGCACGUGUGUGCAUCUGACAUCCGUGUACAUCUAGCCACGCCCACCUGUGCCCCUUCAGCGGGACCCAACAGCAGGACAAAGACCCCCACGCUCUGUCUCACGAUAACGAAGGCUGCUUCCAAACCGAGUGUCCGUGCAAAACGCUGUUUUUAUUUGGAGCCUGUUUGGAAACCACAUUACACAGCAGGACCGGCUGCCGUGGUUUACAGGGCAGUGUUGAGACAGCAGACCUGAGGCGCUUGGCUCCGUGCCCACGACCCAGCACAGCCACCAGGGGGGAGGGACCCUGGGGGUGCCCCCAGAAUGCCCCCUUCAGAGUGCUUUGUCUACACGGCCUCGGGUCCCAGAGCUCGGCAAGGCCGGUCUCAGGUGAGCCGUGUCCUGGCUGAGGACAGGUGUCGCGAUCCUGUUUGCCCCUGUGCCUUGUUUUAAGUAAGCUUCGUGCCCAGUGUGGAGCCCAACAUGGGGCUUGAACCCACAAACCAUGAGAUCAUGAUCUGAGCUGAGAUUGAGUCGGACACUUAACCAACCGAGCCACGCAUGCACCCCUUUCCUCUGUGGUUUUUUGAACUCUGUGUCCCAUGAAGAUAAACCUGGGGCCCUGGACUCAGCAGGCAGUUCUGGCCGGGCACCUGGGAGCGGGAGUAGGUUUGGGCCCAGUUGGGUUCCGGGAUGUGCUCCUGGGCAAGGCUAGGGAAGCCUCUGCUCUGGGAAUCCUUGCCUCAGCAAAGGGGUUUUGGAUCUGGGCGGGGCCCGGGGACAGGACACUGCCAUCCCUGGGUUGUGGGCCCCUCAACUCCUAGCCUGGGGGCGUCUGGCUGGCUCAGUCCGUAGAGCUCUUGAUGUCAGGGUUGUGAGUUUGAGCCCCACGCUGGGGGUAGAGAUUAAAAAUCUCCCCGCAGGGC
Messenger RNA from Herpailurus yagouaroundi (jaguarundi), 5588 nucleotides. It is a transcript of the gene SLC19A1, whose product is annotated as solute carrier family 19 member 1. NCBI's taxonomy places the organism in Eukaryota, Metazoa, Chordata, Mammalia, Carnivora, Felidae. The record is from RefSeq and is a predicted model, not a curated record. Gene Ontology annotation, biological process: folate transmembrane transport; methotrexate transport. Gene Ontology annotation, molecular function: folic acid binding; folate:monoatomic anion antiporter activity; methotrexate transmembrane transporter activity. The transcript is spliced from 5 exons. The coding region runs from base 1954 to 3315 and encodes 453 amino acids. Gene Ontology annotation, cellular component: basolateral plasma membrane; plasma membrane; apical plasma membrane.